Messenger RNA from Malus domestica (apple), 571 nucleotides. RefSeq names its product MATH domain and coiled-coil domain-containing protein At3g58220-like. The record is from RefSeq and is a predicted model, not a curated record. Lineage: Eukaryota; Viridiplantae; Streptophyta; Magnoliopsida; Rosales; Rosaceae. Gene Ontology annotation, molecular function: protein binding.
UUAGCCUUAACAGUUUGUUAACCAAUUUCAAUUUUAUUGCCAUGGCUUGUUAUCUCUUUCAACAAAAUGGGUUUUCGACAUCAUUUUCAGAUUCACCUCCAACUCAUUAUGCUCUAAAAAUCCAGUCGUUUUCAGUGCUAACCAAAACUUCAGCUGACGAAUAUGAGUCGGGAGAAUUUGAAGCUGGAGGAUACAAAUGGAAACUAGUGCUCUACCCGAAUGGAAACAAGAAGAAAAAUGUGGAAGGUUAUAUCUCUGUUUACUUGGAAAUGGUUGGAGCUGAUUCACUUCAGACUGGAAGCGAAGUAUAUGUUGAUUUCAGGUUCUCUUUGCUUGAUCAGAAUAAAGGCAUGUUCCUGGUUCUUCAAGAUGCCAAUAAAAAGGAAAAAUGUUUCCAUGGGAUGAUGCGUUAUUCGGAUUUGAUAAGCUUGUCACUCUUAAAUCGUUUACUGAUGCUUCCAACGGAUAUGUUGUUGACGAUUCCUGUGUGAUUGGAGCUGAGGUCUUCGUUUGUAAAGAAAGAAGAGCUGGCAAUAGAGAGUCAAUAUCGAUGAUCAAGGAUGCUGUUAUG